Molecule: messenger RNA, 2569 nt
Organism: Brassica oleracea var. oleracea
Lineage: Eukaryota; Viridiplantae; Streptophyta; Magnoliopsida; Brassicales; Brassicaceae
Exons: 7
Coding region: 155-2569 (804 amino acids)
Molecular function (GO): RNA-DNA hybrid ribonuclease activity; nucleic acid binding
Source: RefSeq, a predicted model, not a curated record
CCUUACCCACCUUCUCUCUUGAUUCCUUCCUCCCUCUUCUUCUUUCUCUUCUUAACCAUGAAUCCAAUCCCGACAUUAUGCUUCUCGCUGCCAGGGCUCUUACCCCUCUUCUUCUGUUUGCGAGCUGCGUCUAGCACUAUCUACUGCUGCAAACAUGUGCAUGAAAUUACCUUCUGAUGCAUCUGAUUAUGUUAUGGGAGCUGUACCUUUACUGACAAACCUUCUCCAGUAUCAUGAUUCCAAGAUGAAUUAUGCAACCACGGCCUGGUCACUCAAGCUGCGUCUCUUCUUUCCACUACCAAUUCAGGACGUGGGCAAGCAUCUCUCGGGCUUAAUCCUAUUACUUCCCACCUGUGCGAGCGGGUCACCUCUUGGAUCCAGGACAUUACUUCUUCUGGGUAUUAGUAGCAUUCUUAAGGAUAUUCUAUUGGGUUCUGCUGUCUCUGCUUAUGCAUCUGUAUCCCCAGCAUUGAGCAGGCCUGCUGAUCAGAUUUUUGAGAUUGUCAACCUAGCGAACGAGCUCCUCCCUCCAUUGCCACAAGGCGUUAUCUCCCUUCCUACUGCUGGCACAAACACUUUGGUGAAAGGUUCAGGCCAAAAAAAACCUUCUCUAAGUACCUCAGGAAAACGAGAAGAUUCUCUCAAAGUUUCACCUAGACAAAAAUUGCUUAGUGAUCAACCUGAACUUCUGCAGCAAUUUGGAUUGGAUCUUCUUCCAGUUUUAGUGCAGAAACUCCAAAAGUCAGCUAUCACCUUCUCGGCAAAGACACCAGCGGAAGUUAAAAGUAGAGUGAAGGCCACACUUGAGAUCCUAGCAGAGGGGGGUAUUGGUAAAUACCUAGGCCUACCCGAAAUGUUCGGCCGGAAAAAAAGAGACAUCUUUGCAUCGAUUCUCGAUCGGAUCAGACAAAGGAUCAUGAGCUGGACCACCCGGUUCUUAUCAGGAGCGGGGAAACAAGUGCUUCUCAAAUCAGUCCUUGCAGCCAUACCUAACUACGCUAUGUCUUGCUUCAAACUACCAGCGUCGUUAUGUAAACAGAUCCAAUCACUCCUUACCCGGUUCUGGUGGGACGCUAACCCGGAGACAAGGAGGAUGUGUUGGGUUGCUUGGUCCACUCUCACCAAACCAAAGUAUGCCGGAGGCUUGGGCUUCAGGGAUAUUGAAAGCUUCAAUGAUGCCUUGUUGGCUAAAAUAGGGUGGCGACUGAUUAAAGACCCAACCUCUCUCGUGGCCCAAGUUCUACUUGGAAAAUAUGCAAAGAACUCGACGUUUCUAGACUGUGUACCGCCUGCUGCCGCAUCACAUGGAUGGCGAAGCAUCCUUGCUGGACGUGAUUUACUCAAAAAAGGAUUAGGAUGGGUGGUUGGGAAUGGAGAGAAUAUUCACGUGUGGAAGGACCCAUGGCUCUCCCACGUCACACCAGAAGCUCCCAUUGGUCCCCCAGCUGAAGGUACAGAGUCGCUGAAAGUAAGUGAUCUCCUCUGUCCCAUCUCAAACACUUGGAACAUCGACAGUAUUCGUCAUCACCUGCCUCAGUAUGAAGAGAAGAUACUUAAGAUUGUUACGAGCUCCUCCCCGGUGGACAACUUUAUCGUUUGGCUCCCAGACCCUAAAGGAAUAUAUACUACUAAAAUGGGUUAUGGUGUGGCGAGUUACUCUGAUCAUAGACUGCCCUUUCUACCACCAUCCUUUGACUGGCUGAAGCACAUAUGGAAUCUGAAUACAUCUCCUAAGAUAAAGGAUUUUCUAUGGAAAGUUAUAAACAGAGCAAUCCCCGUCAGUUCCAACCUAGUCACUCGAGGAGUUAAUCCCUUUGCUUGUAAACGAUGUGGAGGGAUAGAGGAUGACGUCCAUGUGUUUGCCUCAUGCCCUUUUGCCAUGAACGUGUGGGAACUAGCCCCCCUAGCUUGGAUCCCUGAUUCGCACUCUUCUCUUGCAACUAUGCUUGUCCAUGGUAGCAGAAUGAUCACACUCCCCCCGUCGGACUCUAUGUACCGAUAUGGCCUUGGAUUUUUCUCAGCUCAAGAAACGAUUCACAAGGCCAUCGCAGACGCAAAAGAAUGGCAAGCAGCGCAAGAACUGGGCGCCAGCUCCCAACCUCAGCACGUGAAGACCAACGCUCCGACCAGAACCUCUCCAGCUGCGAACUCGAGACCAUCGUGCUUUGUGGACGCGGCCUGGAACCCUAUCACAGAGGUCUGCGGCAUUGGCGGUAUCUUCAGGGGAGUAAACUCAUGUCGCCUUCCCAACAUCCACUACUCCCGCCGGUUCAUCUCAUCAGCUUUGAUGGCAGAAGCCAUAGCUGUUCGUUCUGCAGUCAUGAAGGCUGCCUCGUCGAAUAUUCGAUCCUUGACGGUGUACUCUGAUUCUCAAGUUCUGAUCUCCAUGAUCAAGACAAAGGAAACAAGACCAGCGCUCUAUGGGAUAUUAUUUGACAUCUUUUAUUUUAGCUCUCUUUUUGAAACAAUCUCUUUCAUGUUUAUCCCUCGUUUAGAAAACUCAGAAGCUGACUUGGUGGCAAAGUCAGCUCUCGCUGCGGUGGACAAUCUCUCCGUCGAUGGAGUGUAA